CCUGCUCCUGCUGGCCACUUGGCCCGUGGUGGCGGCGAUCCGCAACGGCACGUCCAUGCAACACCCCCUCGCCAUCCUCUGGCUGGGCAGCAUCGCCAAGAGCCUGCAGCUGGGCUGCCUCUGUUGCGCCUCUCUGGCGGCGGCCCUGAGCGGCGACAGCGUCGGCGGAGGAUUCAGCCAUGAUUACAUCUUUGUCACCCCGGUCGAGGUGGACUCCAGCGGAGCGUACAUCUCCCACGACGUUUUGCACAGCGCUCGGAGAAAGAGGUCGGCCCCGAGCAUUAGGAGCUCCGUGCACUACAAAUUUUCAGCAUUUGGACAGGAACUCCACUUGGAGCUUAGACCCUCUGUCCUGUUUAGCAGCAGUUUUGCUGUCCAGGUACUUGGGAAAGAUGGCACUGCAGAUUCUCAGGAACGUGACGUUGAGCAGUGUUUCUAUCAGGGAUUUAUAAGGAACUAUAGCUCUUCUUCGGUAGCCAUAUCGACGUGCAUAGGCUUGUCAGGUUUGAUAAGGACACAGGAGAAUGACUUCCUUAUAUCUCCAUUACCUCAACACCUAGCACAGGAACACAACUACACAUCACCUGCUGGACACCACCCUCACGUAUUAUACAAACGGACAGCCGAAGAGAAGGUUCACCGGUACAAAGUAGAUUCAAAUCCCCAACAUUUUCCCCCUGGCCAUCACAGAAAUCACACUGCCCACAAGUAUCACAUUCAAGCGAAUGAUUACCACCAUGGAAGGUUUCAGAAACAGCAUUUUUGUGGACGUCGCAAGAAAUACACACCUAAACCACCCACUGAGGACACAUUAAUCCUAGCUGACGAAUAUGGGAGCUCAGCAAGAUUGAAAAGAUCUCCCAUUAAAAGCCAGAAGGGGGGAAGUUUGAAUGUUGAAACUCUGGUUGUGGCAGACAAGAAAAUGUUGGAGAAACACAGCAAGGAGAAUGUCACGACGUACAUCUUAACUGUUAUGAACAUGGUGUCAAGUCUUUUUAAGGAUGGUACCAUUGGAAGUGACAUCAAUAUCAUCAUUGUGAGUCUUCUCCUUUUGGAACAGGAACCAGGUGGAUUAGUGAUCAAUCACCAUGCAGACCAGUCAUUAAACAGCUUUUGUCAGUGGCAAUCAGCUCUGGUUGGAAAGAAUGGGAAGCGUCAUGACCAUGCCAUUUUGCUUACCGGAUUUGAUAUCUGCUCUUGGAAGAAUGAACCGUGUGACACUUUAGGUUUCGCUCCCAUCAGUGGAAUGUGCAGUAAAUACCGCAGUUGCACCAUCAAUGAAGACACUGGGCUUGGUUUGGCAUUCACUAUUGCACACGAAUCUGGACACAACUUUGGCAUGAUCCAUGAUGGAGAAGGCAACCCUUGCAGAAAAGCCGAAGGUAACAUCAUGUCUCCCACCCUCACAGGAAAUAACGGAGUGUUUUCAUGGUCAGUGUGCAGCCGGCAGUAUCUUAACAAAUUUCUCAGUACAGCUCAAGCCACUUGCCUGAUAGAUGAACCCAAGCAAACUGGACAAUACAAAUACCCAGAUAAGCUCCCGGGACAGAUCUACGAUGCCGACACACAGUGCAAAUGGCAAUUUGGAGCCAAAGCAAAGCUCUGCAACCUGAGUUUCGUGAAGGAUAUAUGCAAAUCACUCUGGUGCCAUAAAGUAGGCCAUCGGUGUGAGACAAAGUUUAUGCCAGCUGCAGAAGGGACACCCUGUGGGAUAAGCAUGUGGUGUCGAAGAGGUCAGUGUGUUCGAUAUGGAGACCAUGGUCCCAAACCUGUCAAUGGCCAGUGGUCCUUGUGGUCUGAAUGGUCUGAGUGUUCUCGGACCUGUGGAGGUGGAGUUAUGUACCAAGAGCGACACUGCAACAAUCCAAAGCCUCAGUAUGGUGGCAAGUUCUGUCAGGGCUCGAGUCGCAUUUACCAGCUUUGCAAUGUUCAGGCGUGUGCAUCUAACAGCCCGGAUUUCCGUGCCCAGCAGUGUGCCGAAUACAACAGCAAGCCUUUCCGUGGAUGGUACUACAAAUGGAAACCAUAUAUGAAAGUGGAAGAGGAAGAUCGCUGCAAACUCUACUGCAGAGCGGAAGAUUUUGACUUUUUCUUUGCCAUGUCCAACAGAGUGAGAGACGGAACGCCUUGCUCCCUGUUUAGAGAUGAUGUGUGCAUUGAUGGGGUUUGUGAACAAGUAGGGUGCGAUCGUCGGCUUGGAUCCAAAGCUGUUUUGGACGCUUGUGGAGUCUGCAAAGGGGACAACUCCACAUGCAAGUUCUUUUCAGGCCAUGACGUGACACAGCACAAAACCAAUGAUUAUUACCCAGUUGUUACCAUUCCAGCAGGAGCGCGCAGCAUUGAAAUCCAGGAAUUGCAAAUGUCCAGUAGCUACCUUGCUGUGCGCAACUUGAACAAGAAAUAUUACCUAACAAAAGACUGGACAAUUGACUGGCCAGGAAAAUUCUACUUUGCUGGGACCAUGUUUGAUUAUCAGCGCUCUUUUAACUAUCCCGAGAGACUCUUCGCUGCUGGGCCAACUAACGAGACCCUUGUUUUUGAAAUCCUGUUACAAGGCAAAAACCCUGGUGUGGCCUGGCAGUACACUUUCUCCCAAGUGAUCAAUGAGAACAAGGUAUUCACCAAACGGCACAGCUACUCUUGGGUGACGGUGCAGUCAGAUUGCUCAGCCACGUGUGGUGGGGGGCACUUGAUAGCAAAAGCUGUGUGCUUACAAGACCACCGUACCCGAGUCAAUUCCUCUUUUUGUGGUCCAUGGACUAAGCCCUUAAUAGAGACAAAGCUAUGCAACACAAAUCCAUGCCCCGCCUACUGGUCAUCAGAUGAGUGGAGUGCUUGCAGCCAAUCCUGUGGUGGAGGGCAGCAAAGCCGUCAGAUCCAGUGUGUGCAGAGAAAGGCUUUUCAGAAGGAGGAAAUUGUGGCCCAUGCGCUCUGCCCAGUCAGCACACCAGCGCAAAUCCAGGCAUGUAAUAAUCAAGAGUGCCCACCAGAAUGGAGUCCUGGCCCAUGGUCUCAGUGUUCUAAAACAUGCGGAAGAGGCAUAAUUAAACGUGAUAUUUUCUGCAAAAGCAUGGGCCUCUCCACAUUGAAAAUCCUGCCAGAUACUAUGUGCAACAACGAAUUGAAGCCAGAAAGUCAGCAGACGUGUGUGUUGGGGCGAUGUCCGAAAAAUGAUCGGCUCCAAUGGGUGAUUUCCGCAUGGAGUGAGUGCUCAGCCACCUGUGGUCCAGGCUUAAGGAGGCGGGAGAUGCAAUGCAGCGAGAAAAGCAUCAAUGGCAAAUUGAUCACUUUCCCACAGCGGCGAUGUCGAAAUCUGAAACAGCUAAACAUUGAACUGGAAGAGGUCUGCAACUGGGGAGCAUGUCCUUUGCAUCACGUGUAUAACAGGGUGUCAGGAUGGUACUCUUCACCUUGGCAGCAGUGCACGGUGACGUGUGGUGGAGGAGUGCAGACACGGACUGUGCAGUGCCUUCGACAGGGUCAGCCGGUGGCGGGGUGUCUGCCCCAUCAGAAGCCAGCAAUGUCAAGAGCCUGCAACACUAACUUCUGCUUGGCUCCGGAGAAGAAAGAUGACCCUUCUUGCGUGGACUUCUUCAGUUGGUGCCAUCUGGUUCCCCAACAUGGCGUCUGCAAUCACAAAUUUUACGGCAAGCAGUGCUGCAAAUCGUGCACACGAAAGAACUGACAAAAAUUGUUUCCAUUUGACCCUUUGAUGGCAAGAGUUUCCCUUUCAGUUGAUGGUGAAAUUAAAGGCCUGCCUUCCUGAUCCAAACACCCUGUACAUUUUCAAUUGAAGAGACUCAGAUAGCAUAGAGCAAUAGUUGUGGUGGUACGACUUUUGAUGAAUGAUGGGUGUACAAGGACUGGAUUCUCACCAAAUGCACAGGGUAUCAUUGAACACUAGCAGGUGGGGGCAUUGUUUAGUCUUCUGUCUAUUUGUCAUUUCCAAUGUCCCUUGUUGGAAGCCAAGAAAACUACACUACUUUGUUAACAUCCAUAGCUGAUCUUGGAUCGGCACAUUUUGCAUGAUGCUCCUAGUUUGCCCAGGAUGAAGAACCUGCAACAUGGCAGUACUGUCUAGAGCAGCGGUUCCCGACAGGGUGUACUUGUAUCCUAGUGGUACUUGAAAGCCUCCCAGGGUGUACUCAGAGGUUUCCUGCCUCUCCAUGUUGCAGCUAUUUGUUCCCAAACUGAAAAUCACCUGCUUGAAGUCGACACAUCCUUAGUGAUGUAUCCACUACAGAGGACACAUAAUUCCUCCUCUGCUCCUGAUUGGCUGGCUACAUGCUGAAGUUCAGUGUACCCCUUUCCUCAACCUGAUUGACAGACUUCAGAAAAUUAGCACUGAGUAUUCCCAUUGAAAUUAAUAGGACAAGUAGACUUGUCCCAUUAAUUUCAAUGAGAGUUCUCAUUAGAGAACUCUGAGAGUUCUGGAUGUAAGCCAGUGACUGGUGUAGAGUCUGGAUAGAGUCUGGAUGUAAGCCAGUGACUGGUGUAGCCUGUCUCAUAAGUGUAACAUUUAAAUUUGUGUAUGCAUAUACAGGAGCACCUCCAUAUUUGCGGACUCGUUAUCGGCGGAUUCUCGUAUCCAUGGUUGGGUAAUUAACCCAGCCUUGGUAUAUGUGGGUAAAAAAACAGCAAAUAAAGGGUUAAUUCUGCAUAUCCAUGGGUUGAGGAUGGCUGGAAAUGACUUCCGAGGUCAUUUCCAGCUGCCAUUUUGUGACGAGGAGCCAUCUUGUGGCUCAUUUUGAUGGGAAAAAAUGACAUUCUUCUAUGAUUUUUUGCUUUUAAAUUUGGACUUUUGGCCAGGGUGGGGGGUAUUGCUAGACUGCUGAAGGCCCACAGAACAUGGUAGGGCCCUAUGUUGCCAUUUGGGGGACCUUUGGGGUAUGAGGGGGGGUUCAUGCACCAGGAACCUAAACCCCACAAUGCCAUAGACAUUAUAAUUCUGUAUUUGCGGUUUUGUUAUCUCUGCUAAUAGCAGAGCACAGAAGCUCCAUGAAUACUGAGGUUCAGCUGUAUUCUUUCUCUCCCUCUCCCCCUCGGGUAAUUGUUUGCGAUAGAGGAGUUACACUUAACUUGUUCAAAAAGGUUGGGAACCCCUACUCUAGAGAGAUGGUGGCCAUUUCAACAUCUGUGAGCACAACUGCUCAAAGCAAGAAGAGUGGCUGCUGGAAUUAUGCAUUGCCACCAAACAGAACACAGGUCUAAUGUGAUUCAUAACCCGAGCGUACGGUGCACUAUCAAGAUAAAAGGUGCUUUUUCACUUGCUGCUGGGGAAGCAAGUGCUUUAUUAUUUCAAAUUUACUUUGUUGCCCUUUCUACUUGGAUUAGUAACUCAGGCAUGAUUGAAAAACCACUUGAGAGGCACUCAUAGAGGUGCCUACCAAACAGAACACACACGGGAUGCUCUUUCGAGCAUUGUGUUGUGAUAUGAGCAAACUAGAAUACCACGUUUCACCUAAACCAUGAAACUCAAACAAUUGCUGGUGUACCUCAUUAUCAUUAGUGCUGAAACAAAUGACCACUGGAAUUCCAAAAUACUAUGAACUUCCAGCAUGUUAUCACUGAAUUCUGUUUUGAAUAUUUGCAGCUCUUGGAGAAUCUUGGCUUGAGUGCUGCAUGUGAAAACCAGUUUUCCAAGUGUAAAAUUUGAGUUUUCUGGCAUGAAGACCCAGCAAGGAAGCUCAAGCAUUGCCAGAGAAGUGGAAUUUUCUGCAGAAAACAUGAACCAGAUUUUGUUUUCAGAAUGAGAAUGGUGAAUUCAAAUAUGGCUUCUUUUCCUCACUGCCCUUAGGAGUAAAACGAUGCAUUGCGAGACAUAAUACAUAAUGCUGCACUAUUAAGAUACAAGAUGCUUUUCACUUACUGCUGAGAUAAUACUGCUAAUAUUAUAAUAUUAUCAAUAUAUACAAGAACAAAUAUCAUUAUUUAGUUCAGUGGUUCUUGCGCCAGUGCAACAUAAUGGCUGGGAUCCAAUGAUCUUAUGGCACAAGUGGAAGGCACUUCUGAUAUUACAGAUGGGAUCCCUGAUUUCCUCCUCCUCCCCUCAAAAGCCACUCUGAAGUUCUGCUGACCAUUUGGAAAUUUGGAACCACUUUGCAUGGGUUCAGGAGACAAUGGAUGGGAAGAAGGAAUCAUAUUCCCCUGGAAAGAACAUAAAUGUCUUUCAGUCAUGCAUUGGGAUCUCUAGAUCCAAGCCUAUGAUCUGUGGUGGUUGUGGUAAUCUCCCAAGCCAGCUUGGAAGCAAACACUCCCAAUGUACAUUGGCAUUGCUGUUUACCAUAACCUUGAUCAGCAUAGUUGAGUUGUACGUAGCAGUAACAUGGCACAAUGGUAGAUACAAAUGGGCAUGAAAAGAGCCAUAUUUAUGUGGCAACUGGAAAGCAUUUUGGUCACUAUGGAGGUCACUACUGCAAUUCAAUUCUACAUGCUGGAGGCACGGUAAUAAGGUAUUGCACUAGAGUUGCAUUGAUCUCUAACUCAGGAUGUAAUCUUAAGCGCCCUCUCGGCAUCAGCUGACAAUCUGGGCAUAAUAGUACUUGCCUUAAAAGUUUGUUGUAAGAAUACCAACAGGAUAAUGCAUGUAAAGCUCUUUGAAAACUAGGAAGUGUUAUACAAAUUAGGGGUGAGCCCCAAUCAUCUCCAAAAUGAUUCAGGUGGCCGCAUCUGAAAUGUUUUGGCAGGGGGCAAGCCAUAACUUUAAGAAUGAGGCAUGCAGGUCCUUACCGGCUCCUUUGUCACUCUGCUGCUGUUCCGGUCACAGCACUAUCCUUCCCAAAAGGCUGCACGUGGUUGUGUUGUGAUGGCAGCAUGCACACAGUGUGCACAGCCUUUUGGGAAGGACAGUGCUGAGAUCGGAACAGCGACGGGGUGGCGGAGGAGCAGGUAAGGACCUGCAUGCCUCAUUCUUAAAGCUACCGCUCUCUGCUCCCCCUCCCCAUGGCUGCCCAAAACAAUCCCUAAUACAAAUGCUAAGUAUUAUUAUCACUAUUAUUGUUAUAAUUACAUAAUACAAUGAGAAAGAAAUUAUCGGUAUGAUUUCUAAGGUUUGCAUUUUGAAAUGCGAUUGUUCACGUUCUCCUUUUGCCCUGUACCUCUGGGAUCAGAAGAAGAAAUGAUAGACAUUUACAUUGAAGCCCACUAGCCGGUUAAAUGUAUCCUAUCAUAUUACAGUCAUAUGGCUACCAAGCACAGUAAUUUUUGUCUUUACUGGAAAUGUAGACAAAAUAUUUGAAAUAUAUCUACUACCAGUUAAUUGGCUCUUGUUAAAUAGAUCUAGUUGAUGCUAUCAUUUUCCAGUGCUGCUGAUAUUUGCAGAUUGAGUAUCCUUCGGAAUCUGAGCACAAUGGAUUCUGAAUGGUAAAUGUGCAAACCGAGGGAGAAAAGGCACCCAUGUCUUUGCCAAAACCGAUAUGGCCAAGGCAGAUUUGUGUCCUGCUGUAAUUUUCUGGGGAGUGGCUAAAAAGACCAAUUUUUCUUUUGCUUCCACCCAUCCCACAGCUUCAUUUGAUGAAUAUUACUCAACUUUACUGUUUCUUACAGUAAAGUAUCAUUUCCAAACUAAAAGUAGCCACAUCAGCACUAAUGGUAGAUGUUGGUCAGUUAAAAUUAACAGUUGCUUUUGCAACAGUUUAAAUGGAGAGAAAACAUGUAUUCUCUGAUACCCUAAGAAAUUAUUAUUAGAACCAUAUCUCAUCUCGUAAAUGUUCUGUGUCUUGAACACUGAACAUUUUUAGCUGAUACUUUCGAGGGGGGGGGGGGUGUUUUCCUCACCCGAUAAAUGCCAAGAUUUUGUUCUAGAAUGGUGUCCUUUUUAUUUGAUGUAAAAAUAUUAAUUUAUUAAUGCAUAGCUUUUUUUUCCUUUUUAUUUCAUCACUUGCUUCCCAAGUAAGUGGCAGCAAUUCUGAAAGUUUUACAAAAAAAAAAGUAUGGAUUAUGGUGUAAAAAACCCACAAAGUAUAAAGUGUACUAUUUAAUUAUUUUAUAAGUAAGUUUUAUAAUAAAAGUACUCUUAAUGGUUCCAUUAUGUUUGCUACCCAUACAAGUCUUGAAUAAAAUAUGGAGUAUAUGUA
Messenger RNA from Hemicordylus capensis (graceful crag lizard), 8075 nucleotides. It is a transcript of the gene ADAMTS18, whose product is annotated as ADAM metallopeptidase with thrombospondin type 1 motif 18. Lineage: Eukaryota; Metazoa; Chordata; Lepidosauria; Squamata; Cordylidae. Gene Ontology annotation, molecular function: metalloendopeptidase activity. Gene Ontology annotation, biological process: proteolysis; extracellular matrix organization. The transcript has 23 exons. Gene Ontology annotation, cellular component: extracellular matrix. The coding region runs from base 56 to 3685 and encodes 1209 amino acids. The record is from RefSeq and is a predicted model, not a curated record.